Vanessa atalanta (red admiral) is the source of this 4094-nucleotide messenger RNA. It is a transcript of the gene Usp1, whose product is annotated as ubiquitin carboxyl-terminal hydrolase 1. The transcript has 10 exons. Gene Ontology annotation, biological process: protein deubiquitination. The record is from RefSeq and is a predicted model, not a curated record. Gene Ontology annotation, cellular component: cytosol; nucleus. Gene Ontology annotation, molecular function: cysteine-type endopeptidase activity; cysteine-type deubiquitinase activity. The coding region runs from base 165 to 2021 and encodes 618 amino acids. NCBI's taxonomy places the organism in Eukaryota, Metazoa, Arthropoda, Insecta, Lepidoptera, Nymphalidae.
ACACAAUAAAAUUCAACAUGGCUGUCUACCACGGAUGGGUUUCUUCGCGGCUAUUUUUUCUCAAUUUCUGUUUAAUCUAGACGUUAUCGUUUAUGGAAAUACAUUGUCUUAUUAUAAAUAAUGUAAGUCAAUGUGUUUAAUAUAGUUUUCUGCGUAUUCUGAAGAUGCCAGUUAAUUCGCUGUCGGAAACAAAACAGGGAGUUCAAAAAGCUAAAUUUUCACUAUCACUUAACAGAAAUAAUGCAAAAGAAUUAAACAACGAAAAUAAGAAAGCUACUAAUUUAAAACAAACCUCUUCCCAAGAGUGUUUCGAAAAUAAAGAAAAUAAACCUUCGAAGAGGCCAUUAAAUAACACUUACUUUAAUACAUUGAAUGCAGCCAAGAGAUUAAAACCUCUGAUAGAAGCAGUGAAACAUACAGAAGUGUCAACCAAGUCCCAGCUGAUUGUGCUUGAGCCGUCUCUAAGUAACUCUGCCAUGUUGAAUGGCCACCACCCAUCAGAUAACCAAUAUGGAGGGAGUACACAAUGGAAGACCCCCAUUGCCACUCUCUCCAAUCUUGGAAACACUUGUUUUUUAAAUAGUGUGCUCUAUACUUUAAGAUAUGCCCCACAAUUCGUCCACAACCUUCAUCACCUGGUAUCUGAUCUUAGUAGAGUUGAGCAAAAACUAGGUAGUAUCAGAUUAAAAAGCUCCUCCCUGGGUCGAAGUGCAGCAGGUCUUGCUUCAUCUGGAACAAGAUCUUGGAGCAGCAAGGAUUUACUUUCUUUGGGACAGUCUGAUAGUAACGCUGGAAAGAGUAAAAUACAGAUAGCAACAGAGAAACUUCAUGAAACUUACUUAAGCUUGCGAGCAGCUGAAAGUAAAUGUCUGAACAGCAGUGCAGCAGAUGCAAGCCCUGAACCUUAUGCUGCGGAUGCCUUUCUUGCAGCACUGAGAGAAGUAAACUCAACUUUUGAAGGUAACCGACAACAAGAUGCGCAUGAGCUACUGGUGUGUAUUCUGGACAGCAUCCGCGAAACGUGUCGCGCGCUUAGUCAACGAGCUUCACGACUACCCUUACAGGAGAAUGGAGAUAGCAAUGGGUUAGGUCGCCAGCCAUGUCUAGAUGGUGACGGUGGGAAGACGUUAGGAAACUUACGCAAGUCCUGGAAGAAACGCAAAGAAGUUAAAACAAACGAUAAACGUAAUUCACCUUCAGAAGAGCGAGCACCUUCACCUGAUCCAGAAAAAGAUGAAAGAUCACGACCGGGUUGGGAUUUUGUGGCAGAUGAUUUUGAAGGUACAAUGGUAGUGAGGACGAUGUGUCUUGAAUGCGAAGCUGUUACGGAAAAAGCGCAAGCGGUCUGCGAGCUGUGCGUGCCCGUCGGCGACGACGACGCACCCGACGAGCCCUUCCGUGCCGCAUGCCUCUCCAGCGAAUAUUUGCGUGAUCAGAACAAGUAUUGGUGUGAACGUUGUCUACGUUACAAUGAGGCGAGACGAAGUGUAGCAUACUCGCGAUUGCCCAGGCUAUUGGUACUCCAACUAAAGCGGUUCAGCGGCGGCAUGGAAAAAAUCACUCGACACGCUCCCACUCCACUACUCAUGCCAUGCUUUUGCGAGCCCUGCGCUAAGCGACCACCAGAACACCCACCUACUCAUAGAUACAUUCUCUGGGCAGUUAUAAUGCACCUCGGCCAGACUCUCACCGGCGGUCACUACGUGGCGUACGCUCGCGACAGCUCGCACGGAGAGAGCAAAUGCGAGCGCGAAGGCGGUGGCGACGCGACCAGCGCCAAUAGCGGCUCCAGUUUCAUGCGCACACUGUUCAACCGCCAACGGCCGCCACCUGCCGGCUGCACCGCCAACGAGUGCUGCGUGCCCCGCCCCCGACCUGAAGCCUGCUGGCUCGCCUGCGACGACGAUCUCGUUAAGCCGAUAUCCAACGAAGAGUUCGAAGACCUCCUCUCUGCGGAGCCCAAGAUGAGAUCCGCCGCUACGCCCUACCUCCUGUUCUACGUCAAAAGCGAAGUCGGCUAGUCGUCCUCGUCCCGACUCGGUCGAGAUUCCAACGACGUAGCAGCUUUAAACGAAAUAGUCAUUUAGUCGAUUGGUACAUUACCAAUUGGUUACAUCAGUCGAGUUGAGGAAUAAGUGUUACGCGUAUUUCUUGUAGAUUUAUUUCAUCAUUUUUUUUAAUAAAAAGCGACUAAAUAUGAACAUUAUUGUAAUGUUAUGUUGGUUCAAAGUAUUUUUGACGCUUAAAAAGACAUUUGAAGGUUGACACAGAUUAUAAUUAGUGUCAGCCUGACGUGAUAUUAUGGAUGUAGCAAAAAUGUAUUAAAAUUAGGGUACUACAAAAAUCUUAUCAAUAGAUAUAUUGUAAAAUAUAGAUAUAAAAGGAUUUCACGCUAUUUUCAACUGUUACAAUCAGACAAUAUAAACUAAAGUGUAAAGGUUUAAACUAUAUAAUUUUAUAAAAUUUAUACCUUUAUGAUUGUAUCGACCUGUAUCGAUUACUUAUAUGCGAAUGUAUUACUGUUAAAAUCAAAUUAUAUAAAAGGUAUACAUUUCUAUGCUCUUCUGAUAUAAAAGACAAUAUAGGCCUAAACAAUAAACAUAUAAUUGAAUCAUUAAAAGUGUUUAAUAUUUACUAAUUAAAAAAGUAAUCUCGUUAAUCUAGUGACAGACUGACUGACCCUAUAUAGCUUGUUUGUUCAAUAUUACUUGGCCUUAAUCUUUGUUUCUUAUUGAAAUCAUAGUUCAAAAAUAGAACAAUAUUUUAAGAAUAAAGGAAAUUUAUAUAUUAUAAGUACAGUAUUACCACGAAUAUUGUAAGUGCACUUUGUGCUUAGAAAAAAUAAUUAGAAAGAAAAUAUAUAAAAAAAGUUAUUCAAUACUUCAUUUCAAUAGAAUUUAUACAAUCAUUUUAAAUAAAUUGAAAGAACAUUUUUUUAAGCAAGUAUUAAUAUAUUGAUAUAACUGAUAUAUUAUUGUGUUUAAAAAUAUACAACUUGGAAGUAUAUUUAUUUUUAUAAUCUGUCUCAUGUCUAUUUUGUACAAAUUCUUUUGAAAUGAAAUAUACACAAUGAAAUGUCUAGCAUUCUCUAAUACCACUGAUUUUCGUGGUAGCACUGUUUAGUCGAACACCAAAAAUGUUCAAUUUUCACCUUGUUAACAUUUUACAAUAAAUUCUAUCAUUGAACUCAUUUAGUUUCUCAAUAUGCUCAUUAUGUUAAAAACAUCGAUACUUAGAUAUAAUGCUUGCUUGAAAAGGACUGCUUAAUUUAUACAAUUUUAAACAAUAUAAGAAUUACAUAUGGUUUAAGAUGUUGCCUUUCAUACAAACAACUAUUUUUCUACUUGGUCUGUAAAUAUUUUCCAUUUUCUAUGAAUCUUGAACACAUAUAUUUGUUUUUAUAUAUCUAUGUAUAAAUAUGUCUCGAGAACUUGAAGUAAGCAGAAUAGAAGAAGCUUAGUUUGAACAUCUGUUUUUAUUUUGUGUAAGAAACCUGAAAAAUCUUAUGAAUACUUAAAUCUAUGACAAUAUUGUUACAGUAACUCCAUUUCGAUAAAAUACAUGAACAAAAUGAAGAGAAUGUUGGAUUUAUAUUAUGUGUUUAAAGAAUGAAAUAACAGAUUAUAUUAAUUAAAAAUUCAUGGAUUUCCAUAAGUGUAUAAUUUAAUUGUAUAGCAUGUAAUACAUCUCAGUUUAUGAAAAUUGCUUAAGAAGUUUGUAUGUAUCGAAUGUACCCAAGUGUCAUUAUGUAAGUAACAGUCUUGAAACAAAAAUCAUUUUCAGGCAAUGUUAAAAUCUUUCAAAGAGAUCUAUUUUGUCAAACUUACAUACAAUGAAUGUGUUUAUCAUUGAAUUACUAUAAAUCACGCAAUUAGCAAUUUUGAAUUAUUAAAUUUAUUGUCUUAAAACAAGAAACAAGUUUCGCCAAUUGAAUAACUUCUAUAUUUAUUAGGUGUAUAUUUUUGUGGAUGCCAUUCCUAAAACCUUUAAAAAAGGUAAAAUUCUUGUCAGUAGUUAUAUAUUAUUGUGUUAAUUUUAAACAAAAAUGUGUUAUGAUUAGUUUUCAUUGUAAAUUGGAUGGAAUAAAUUUAAUU